Molecule: messenger RNA, 1640 nt
Organism: Serpula lacrymans var. lacrymans S7.9
Lineage: Eukaryota; Fungi; Basidiomycota; Agaricomycetes; Boletales; Serpulaceae
Exons: 12
Coding region: 1-1512 (503 amino acids)
Source: RefSeq, a predicted model, not a curated record
AUGCUUUGCCCAGUAACACAUGUCAAGAAUGCCAAUCAACAUCCUGGAAAGAUUUUACUUGAUCUGCAACCAAAAAAGUGUUCUCAAGCAGAGGUAGCGCAGGAGAUGGAACAGCUUAAACUCACCAAGGACGAGUUAGUGCGGGCCAUGAAGCUUGAUAUUGCUGCUGCAGCAAAGGUUGAAGAUGAGAAUAUAGCGAGGAUAAAAGGAGAUCAUUUUAAGGAGAGUGAUGAAGUGGAACUUGCUGCUAGGAAGACAACAAUGGGCAGCAUAGGGAUUCAAGCUGACUCUUCUCAACAAGAUACCAACUUGAUGGAGGAGGCCUCUCAAGCUGUCAGUGGCAUAAAUAGGGUUGAUGAGGAUGUUUUAGAGUUGAGUGAUGAAGAGGAGCUUGUAGCUAAGAAAAAGAAGAAGAUGGGCGGCCUGGGGAUUCAAGCUGCCAUUGGAGCCUUAAUCAAGGCGUCAGGCAUCAAAUCAUGGUGCAGCAAUAUUCAAAAGCUAAACAAUGGUACAACAAAUAAAGCAAACAAACUCAGCACAAUCUCAUCCAAGCCGGAGGUCUCCUCACUCUUACCCAAAACUAUCAGCUCAACUGCCUGCACACCAGUCUCAAAACAUACUAAGAAAGCCAUUUCCUCAAAAUUGACUUCAAAUGUGGUGAGGACCACUUUGAGCGGGGAUACUGGUGUCAGAUACAAGGCAGGUGGGUUUGAGGAUGAAGUCAAAGAGUAUGUAGAGGCUGUCAAAGGCAAGCAUAUAAUAAGCGCGAACCUGGUUAAAGUUAAGGAUGGUGUUAACCCUCCCUCAAAGCGUGUCAAAAUGGAACAUCCAACAAAAAUAACUAACUCUGACUUACUGGAAGGUUUUACCGUGCAAGUCCCCGUCUAUCUUGCGCUUUUAGGCCUCUCAACGUCUUUUGGAAUGGUGAAAUGGUUUUGGUUCUACUGCCAUAAUCAUGAAUUUGCUAGUGAAAUUCUCACUGAUUUUGCAUACCUCUACAAAGAAAUAGGGGAUGAUCCCUUGGAAUUUUGUGGUCUCUUUCGGUCACCGUUUGUCCUGCAAACAUUUGCGGCCCACCUUGCAGCAGUUAAGACAUCUAUUGAUGUUAAAGUAUUGCAAGCUGACGGUGUGCCUAGUAAUGCCACAGACAUCAAGAAGUAUCCACUGGUAGGGGCCCUAGCAAUGAGUGCAGCAGCCGUUGAACGUGCAUUUACUAUGUGGGCUGAGAGAAAAGUCAGCUGGGACCCACCACUAAUGCAAUCCCAAUCAAGCCGGUUUGAGAGCUCAACAGGGCUACUGGAAAAACAACCGGUAGCCAUGCAGCCUUCUGACACAAACUGGGGCAAGGCUAUUCGCUAUUAUGCUACAUCAAUCAAAGCACUCAAACAAGAGACGAUGAACAACAUAGUGGCAAAAGCAAGCACCUACAUUGUUGGAAAAGGACACUCUAAACAGCCGGCCACAAGUACAGAUGGAGGUGCUGACUCUCGAGCCUGUCUAGCUGACAUUUAGGCUGUAUGAUCAAAUACAUUUAGUGUUUGCCCCAGCUAUCAUGAAUUCCUUGUAGACUUUUUCCACAUCCCUGCUCAGUUUUUUUUGGUGAUAAUUGUGUCUUGAAUUGUGUUUUGUCUUUUACAACU